AUGUCUAGCACACCAUCGGACGAGGAAUUUGGCGAGGACAUCAACAUGCGAUUGGGACAGGAGCUGAGCAUGUUGCACGACACACAAGGUACGUGAAAAUGUUUUAGGACGAUUCUCUGAAAGGGGAACGACUUUGAAUCUCAAAAAAAACAGACGAUUUGACGGCAUAUUCGGCCCGUUUUUCUUCAUUCUAACCUCAAAAAAGAAUUGCACGUGUGUUUUCAGUGCUUCUGCUCGCAGCCCGUCGCAAUCGUUUGCCCGCAGAACGUCCCACUGAUCACGAGUUUGCCUUCUUCCCGGAGCUCUGGAAGAGCGCGGCAUCCGUCGAAGUCUUCCUUCUCAUCAGAAACACGACGCUCGCCGCCUGGAUGCGGAAUCCGCGGAAAGAGUGCACCGCGUCAGACGUGCGAUACUAUCUCAACCCGCCGUUCAACGCGGAUCUGGAUCUGAUCCAGAACAUUGUGAACUAUCUGAGCCGAUACGGGCUCAUCAACGUCGGGCGCUACACGCGAUUGACAAAGAUCCACCGACUUUUGGCACGUGCCGAACGGUUGGUGAUCGUGAUCGGAGCUGGAGCCGCCGGAAUUGCUGCGGCCACACAGCUUCACUCGUUUGGAUUUGACGUGAUCGUCCUAGAAGCACGGGUAAGAUAGAAACUUAUAGUUUCUCAUCAAAAGUAUACUUUUCUUGCAGAACCGAGUCGGAGGACGUGUCGAGUCUAUCGUCCACGAUGGAAAUAUCUUGGAAACCGGAUGUGACACUCUGCGGAUGAUUGGUACAAUGUUCCUGUUAGAACCGAAUGAUCACAGAGCGUGCUUCAGAUAACUCCCCACUCGCCAUUCUGCUCCACCAAGUACCGCUCACGCAACACGUAGUCCUGGAAAACAAACAUGUUUUCGUGGACGGAAAACCGAUCGAUGUGAAUCGGCAUCGUCUGAUUGCCGAGAUACACAAGUAAGUAAUCUGAACGCUUCCCCAACCACGUCUGAUUUCAGCAACCUCCACGGAGCACUCGAAUAUCUGGCCCAUCAGCACGAGCACCGCGACGAAGAUGGCAUGCACGUUUCGCGACAGAGAGCAUACGAGAACAUCUUCAAGUAGGAACUCUAACAAUGAAAACCAAAACUAUGUACAAACAAUUUCAGCAUCAUGGAGAGGCAAACAAUGAUAAACUACUACAAUUAUGCAAAGACGGCCGCCGAAAUUGCUCAGAAAAGAGAGAAACACUACAACGCUUUGCAAAAUCUCCGAAACGCUGCUAUGCAGGCGGAAGAAAGCCUCAACAAAAUGGGACCGGAGCACGAUGACAAACUGUUGCGGAGAUCUCUGAAGUUUGACAUUUCUCGCUCGCUGAAGAAAUUCGACGAGGAAAUUGAGGCGCUGGAGUUGUGCGAGCAGCACCUUGCCGCACACAAGAAGAACCCUUCGUGCAAACAGUACAUGAACCCUCACGAGUACAAGAACUUUAAUUUCUUGCUUGGAGUCGAGGAAUACAUGUUCGGUGCGACUUUGGAAAAAGUUCAGUUCUCCGCGGAUUCGAAUAAGAACAGAAAACAAGGAGUCGCGUGCAAAUGUAAGUUUUGGAGCUGUCAUCGCAGUUUUAUCAAAAUCUGUUGUUGCAGUGAAGGAAGGAAUCGCCACUCUUCUGCAGCAAGUGGCCGAGAAGCGCGAGCUGGACAUCCGUCUCAAGCACCGUGUCCGGGAGAUCAACUACAACGAGCACGAGAAGAUGGUUGUGAAAGUUGAAGUCGAAAAUGGAGGAGUGAUGGAAAUGAGAUGCGCCGCUGUUGUCUCCACACUUCCGAUUGGUGUCUUGAAACAGUGAGUCAACACUUAUAUCUUAUUCUUUCACAAUUUCAAAAUUGUGAUUGCAGAGGUCUGCUUGGAGAUAAAAGAGUCCCGCAGUUCGUUCCACCGCUCCCGGAGAAGAAACAAAAGGCGAUCAUUGGAUUGGGCAGAGGCCUAGUGAACAAAGUGAUAAUGGUGUUCGAGAAACCGUUUUGGGAGAAUGGCGAACGUUCCCAAUUUGCUACAAUCUCUCCUUCAAUGUGAGUUUACUUGAUUUAAAGGACAUACUUCAAAUUAUUUCUUCGAUUUUCAGCAUCAACCGAGGAGUCAUGCUUCUGUGGUCAUCCAUUCCGGGUAGCAACGUGCUCACGACCUACUACGUCAGCGACGAAGGCUUCAAUGACAUGCCGGACGAGAUGCUCGUGAACAACGCGAUGCUGAUUCUCCAAAAGACGUUCCCGUACGUCUGUCCGAAGGAACCGAUCUCGGCGCAUUGCACACGCUGGCAUAGCGAUGAGUUCGCCUUUGGAAGCGGCACAUUCAUGUCUCUUCGGUCUGAGAUGCACCAUUUCGAGGAUAUGCGCACGCCCAUAAAGACGGAGGAUGGCAAAAACCGGCUGUAUUUCGCUGGAGAGCACACCUCGGAAGAAUGGCACGGAACUCUUCAAGGUGCCUGGAUGUCUGGAACUCGCGUGGCCGCCGAUGUGGCCAACGAUCACAACGGAGUCGGAUUCGUGGACACCGGAAAUGGAGAACAUGCGCCGGCUUCGAACUUCAGAAGAGCCCCGCCAAGAGGCCCCGACUUUGAGUGCCAGAGCUUCAACCACGGACGCAUGUCAAUGAAAGACAUCCCGUCUUGCCUGCCGCCACAAUCCAGACAAAUGUUUGAGAAGAUGAUGGCAAAUCCACGCGGCUCUUCCGCGCCGUCCCAAGAACUGGGACUUUUCUCGCAACCGCCUCCUAGCACUCAACCGCAGAACUCUGGAAGUUCCAGUACUGUCUCGCGAGUCUCCACUGGACGAAAUCCUGGUACGUCUGGAAUUCCUCCAGUUUCAGCUUCUAGCGGUGCUGGCAAGCGUCAAGCGCCCGGAACGAGCGGGUCACUGGCAUCGAGAGUGCCGGCUGAGAAACAACCGGGACCGUCAAGAACUCGAUCGGCAGUUGCUUCGACUCCGAAAGCUGGAACAUCGGGAACACCCAAAGCCGGCCCCAGCGGCUCGUCCAGCACCACCACAACUCCCCGCUACUCGACCAGAAGCUCGAUGGCCGGCAACAACGCUGCAAGGAACUCGGAACCGUCAACUUCGGAUGUCGGACCAUCUUCGUCGUCCUCGUCCACAAACCUCCGUUCCAGCUCACGCCGAAAGUGA
Molecule: messenger RNA, 3158 nt
Organism: Caenorhabditis sp. 36 PRJEB53466
Lineage: Eukaryota; Metazoa; Nematoda; Chromadorea; Rhabditida; Rhabditidae
Source: the annotation of a GenBank genome assembly